AUGCGCUUCAACGCCAUCUCCGGCGCCGCUCUGGCUGCCGCCUCCGUUGCGAUGGCCAAGGAGCUCCCCAAGGACGAGGCCAGGGCUGCCGAGCUCUACGACAGCGGCGAGAUGCACGAGCGCCUCAUGGAGAAGAAGAUCAACGCCUGGAUGGCCGAGUACGACGCCGGCCUCCUGAGCUCCGAGCAGUGGCCCCGCCUCAACUACACCAAGUGCAUCAACGGCAAGGCCGAGGCCGUCCCCGGCGACCCCAUGCAAACCUUCCGCUGCAAGAACAUCGACCUCUACGAUUUCAUCAACCACGCCACCCUGGGUUCCCCCAACGGCUGGGAUGAGCUCGGUGACGGUGUGCUCCUGACCGGCAGCUCUUCUUGGGGCUGGACCGACCCCGAGUCGGGCCGUGAGUUUGUCGCCAGCGGCAUGUACGACGGCACCGCGUUCCUCGAGAUUCUUCCCGAGGGUCGUUUCCUCCACCUCGGUUUCUUGCCCUGCCCCGCUCCCACCAACCCCAAUGCGUUCUGGAAGGAGAUUCGCUCCUACAAGAACUACAUGCUCAUCGGCUCCGAGCUGGCCGGCCAUGGUAUCCAGAUCUUUGACAUGAGCAAGCUCCUCACCAUUGAUCCCGCCGUGGCCCCCGUGGCUUUCGACAUCCGCACCGACGUCGCCAGCCACUUCAUGGACACCCCCGAUAACCGCAUGCACAACGUCGUUGUCGACGAGGAGAACAACUACGGUGCCGCCGUCGGCUCCCGGCCUCGCACCGACGCCUGCCGCUCGGGCCUCAUCUUCUUCGACCUCACCGACCCCACCAACCCGACCCGCAUCGGCUGCAACGGCCAGGACGGCUACGUCCACGAUGCGCAGUGCCUGACCUACCGUGGCCCCCACGAGAAGUACCAGGGCCGCCAGGUCUGCUACGGCUACAACGAGGACACCCUGACCAUCUACGACGUGACCGACAAGGCCAACUCGUCCGUCAUCUCCGUCACCUCGUACGAGGGUGCCUCCUACACCCAUCAGGGAUGGCUGCUCGACGCCCAGUGGCAGGAGUUUUUGCUCAUGGACGAUGAGUACGACGAGGUUGACGCUGUCGGCCCUGCCGCUGACGGGUACCCCGUCACCUAUAUCUGGGACGUCCGCGAUCUCGAGAACCCCAAGCAGACCGGCAUCUUCAAGGGCACCGUCCCCACCGUUGACCACAACCUUUACAUUGUCGAUGGCAUCGCUUAUCAGUCCAGCUAUGUUGCCGGUCUCCGCGUCUACGAUGUGAGCUCUAUCCCCGAAGACCCUACCGGCGAGGGCGUCUGCGAGAUCGCCUACUUCGAUAUCUACCCCGAGGACGACGACGAGCCCGGCGGUGGUGCCGUCCUGAUGAACGGCUCCUGGUCCUCAUACGCCAUGUUCCCCUCGGGCUUCAUCUACAUCAACACCAUCGAGCGCGGCGGCUACCUCGUCAAGAUGACCAGGAAGGAGAAGUGCAAGCCCCGCUCGUGCAACGCGGACAACUGCCUCCGUGCCAUGCGCGCCACCCAUACCGAGGGCCGCCUCGAGGAGAGCCAGCAGUUCUGCGGCGAGUUCACCAAGACCAUCAUCGCCGACGUCUCGGUCGUCCCCGACUACGCCCGUAACGCCUGCGGCCACAACGUCAUCUCUCGCGUCAGCUCCGCCUGCUCUUGCCUGCCCCCUCCCGCCACCACCUCGGCCGCCCCCGAGCCCACCGAGGACGUCUGCAUUGAGGACUAA
Molecule: messenger RNA, 1743 nt
Organism: Sodiomyces alkalinus F11
Lineage: Eukaryota; Fungi; Ascomycota; Sordariomycetes; Glomerellales; Plectosphaerellaceae
Exons: 5
Coding region: 1-1743 (580 amino acids)
Cellular component (GO): extracellular region
Source: RefSeq, a predicted model, not a curated record